Messenger RNA from Theileria parva strain Muguga, 225 nucleotides. RefSeq lists its product as hypothetical. Lineage: Eukaryota; Apicomplexa; Aconoidasida; Piroplasmida; Theileriidae. The transcript has a single exon. Bases 1 to 225 code for a protein of 74 amino acids. The record is from RefSeq and is a predicted model, not a curated record.
AUGAAAAAAAUUUAUUUAAAUUCAAGAUUUAAAGGAUAUAAAAAAAAUAGAAACCAUUUACUAAAAACAAAUAAAAAUUUUUUUUUAGGUAAUACUAAUUAUAAACAAAAUAUUUUUAUUAAUAAUAAAUACACAUUAAAUAGAUAUUUAAAAUUUAAUUUUAAUAUAUCUGAUAAUGUUUAUAAUAAUAUGCUAUAUAGCUAUAAAAAAGUAAAAAAUGAAUAG